Molecule: messenger RNA, 969 nt
Organism: Zophobas morio
Lineage: Eukaryota; Metazoa; Arthropoda; Insecta; Coleoptera; Tenebrionidae
Product: brachyurin-like
Exons: 6
Coding region: 122-925 (267 amino acids)
Biological process (GO): proteolysis
Molecular function (GO): serine-type endopeptidase activity
Source: RefSeq, a predicted model, not a curated record
UGACUUAAAUGUCUUAUCUAAGAUCCCAUAAAUGCCAACGUUAUCCUUAUAAGUAUAAAAAUGACGCAAAAUAUUUUCAAAAAGGCUGCGACAAGAACUUUCACUACUAACAGUAACAAAAAUGAAGUUCCUCGUUCUGGUUUUACUGUGUACCACUUCCGUAUGGACUAAAUCUUAUCUUCGGCGAAUACCUGACGAUAAACCUGCACCAAGAAUAAUCGGAGGAGAUCUUGCCAGAGCCGGUCAGUACCCGUGGUUAGCAGCCAUUUAUAAAUACACAGAAGAUGGUCGAUAUUUUUGUUCAGGUUCUCUCUUCAACGAACAGUGGAUUCUGACUGCUGGUCAAUGUGUAUAUCUUGCUACAAGCUUCAUUAUACAGUUGGGCUCGAAUCUCCUCCAAGGAGAAGACGAAAAUCGACUAACUCUAGGCGCUUCAACAUACUACUAUGAACCACGAUUUGAUCCACAACUACUACUACACGACAUUGGCUUGAUCAAGUUGAAUAUUCCCAUAACCUACACUGAUUAUAUUCACCCUGUGCGGAUGUUGUCAAGCAUGGGUCCUAUCUACCAAGGUCGAGUUGUAGAAGCUGCGGGUUGGGGGCAAGUCAGUGAUGACAGUGCUUUAGUCAAUGAACUUCGUUUUGUCGAAAUGACUAUUCUGGGUCAAACUGCAUGUCAAACUUACUAUGGAGAACAACUGUGGGGUAGUAUGUGUUGUGCGGAAGGCAAUUAUAAUGAGGGACCUUGUUACGGAGAUACUGGUAGUCCGUUGAUGACGGCCGCUCUUGUUGGAAAUCACACCAUUCAAGUGGCCAUUGCCAGUUUUAUAAGUAUCAAUGGUUGUGAAAGUCUUGAUCCAACUGGGUAUACUAGAGUGGAUGCUUAUUAUAACUGGAUAGUCAAUACUACAAGAGAUAUGUAAUACCAUUAUCAGAAAAAUAAUAAAGCAAUCUAAUUAUUUCCGAA